Messenger RNA from Orbicella faveolata, 790 nucleotides. Its product is annotated as galanin receptor type 1-like. NCBI's taxonomy places the organism in Eukaryota, Metazoa, Cnidaria, Anthozoa, Scleractinia, Merulinidae. The record is from RefSeq and is a predicted model, not a curated record.
CCUUCAUUUCGGCCAUAUUUAUCAGUUUAGUUGCCAUAGCUGCUGACAGAUACCAAAACAUUGCUCGCCCUUUGAAGACUUUGAGGCAGAAAGAAAGCCUGUUUUACUUGUUUUUGUGGUCUGGUCGUAUGCUGCCAUUAUGUCGGGUCCUUCUGUUUUUAGCGUGUACAGCAUUUCAGUUUUGGAAAUUCCCGAGGCUCAAGGCUUGGAGGACUGCGAGGAUUGCGCCGACAAGAAACUUUGCGACAUUCCGCAAAAUUCUCUUGGUCAGAGUUCAACCUCUUUCUUUGACCUCGUUGCGUUCGCACUUCCACUGGCCAUUAUAUUUGCGCUGGACACCAAAGUAGCCCUCCUCUUACAUCACAGAAGCAACGGUGGAAUGAUGCACAAAAUGGCGGCAAGAUCAGAAUCCAAAGCGGUGCGCAUGCUCGUUAUCACUGUAUUUGGAUAUACCCUGUCCCUAGGCCCCGCUGCUGUUCUCGCCAUGUUGAGGUCUUAUGGCGCUCUCAAAAAUUCAUCGUUUGACGUUAUGUUUCUGGUUAAUUGGAUGGCAGAUCUUGCUAUAUACACAAGUUCCUUGGCCAACCCUUUGAUUUAUGCAUACUAUAAUGGAGACUUCCGAAAGGAGAUCGUCCGUUUCUUUCGUAGGAGAAGUGAUAGAAAAGUAGGACCAUCCACGGUUACAUUCAUAAGCUCAAGCACAAAUACAUUUGAAGGCUUAGAUGCCAUUGCUACCGACAGAUAUCAUAACAUCAUCUACCCAAUGAAAGCCUUGAACUGAGAAACAUUC